GGCGGCGGGUCGGCCCGGCGACGGCGACGGCGCGGCGUCCGCGGCGCCCGCGGCGUCGGCGUCGGCGUCGACGUCGAGCAGCGCGUGGGCGUCGCCGCACGACGCGUCGUCGCUGCCGACGUCGUACUUUAACGACGCCGCCGGCGAGGACGGCGGCGCGGACGACGAGAUCUUCCUCGCGCCGCCGACGACGGCGAGCUUGAAAGACGUCCUCCCGUACCUCUACCGCGUCUCCGUCGCGCAGCGCGGCACCGCGGCGCGGCUCGCGGUCGCGGUCGCGUUCAUGAUGAUUCAGAAGUCCACCGGCCUCGCCGUCCCGAUCUGCUUCAAGCUCGCCGUCGAUCACCUCACGACCGCGGCGGUCCACGCGACGCCCGCCGCGUCGCUCGGCGCGCUCCCCGACGCGGUGACCGCGUCGUUAACCGCGGCGGCGUACGCUCUGAUCGCGAGCGGCGCGUUCAAGGCGAUCAGCGGUCUCGCCACGGAGCUUCGGUCCGUCGCGUUCACGCCGGUGGCGCAGGCGGCGGGUCGCCGCGUCGCGUUGCACGUGUUCAACCACGUCCUUAACCUCGAUUUGAGCUUCCACCUCGAUCGGCGGACGGGCGCGCUGCAGCGUAUAAUCGAUCGCGGGACGCGGUCGAUCACGAUGGUGUUCCGAGCGGUCGUGUUUACGUUUCUGCCCACCGCGAUGGAGUUGGUUUUGGUGUGCGCGCUGCUCUGGAAAGCGUUCAGUUGGCACGUCGUCGCCGCGGUGCUGUCCACGUUUAUCCUCUACGUCGGGUGGACCGUGCGCAUGACGGGCGUGAGCGCGGAGUUACGUAAAAUCGCCAACGAGAUGGACGGCGUCACCACGGGCAAAGCCGUGGACGCGCUACUCAACUACGAGACCGUCAGCGUGUUCGGAAACGUCAAGCUCGAGAGCGGGCAAUACGACGGAUUACUGCGGUCGUAUCACGAAGCCGCGUUGGGUUCGGAGCGCGCGUCGUCCGCGCUGAACGCGGGGCAGGCGGUCAUCCUCGCGAUCGGGAUGACCGGCGUGCUGACGUGCGCGGCGUUGGGCGUGGGGCGAGGCGGGUUGGAGUACGUCGGGCCGAUCUCGGGGCGGGUCGGGGACUUGGGCGCGUUCUAUCUCACACUGCUGUGGGCGCCGUUGCAGUUUCUCGGUUUCUUCUACCGCGAGCUGCGGCAAUCGCUCGUGGACAUGGAGGCGAUGUUCGAGGGACUGGAAGAUGGAACGUCAACCGGCGCGACCGCCGCCGAAUUCGGAUCCGAAUCCGAAUCCGAAUCCGCGGUAUCCGCGGGCGCGGCGGUGUCCCUGAAGAACGUCUCCUUCGGGUACUCGCCCAACCGGAUGGUCGUAAACGAUGUCACGCUGGACAUCGCGCCCGGACAGUCCGUCGGCAUCGUCGGCCCGAGCGGCAGCGGCAAGUCGACGCUGCUGCGGCUCCUGCUCCGAAUGUACGACGUCACCGCCGGCUCCGUCAGCGUCGACGGCGUCGACGUCCGAGGCGCGUUCUACAUAUAUCACACUGAGUUGAAACAGUCGUCGCUGCGCUCGAGGGUCGCCGUCGUGCCGCAAGACACCGUCCUGUUCAACGACUCGCUGCUCCAUAACCUGCGGUACGGACGCGCCGACGCGAGCGUCGAGGAGGUGCUCGAGGCGGCGACGUGCGCGCGGCUGGACGCCACGCUCGCGCUGAUGCCCGACGGGUUAGACACGAUGGUGGGCGAGAGAGGCGUCAAGCUCAGCGGCGGGGAAAAGCAACGCGUCGCCAUCGCGCGCGCGUUUCUGCGGCAGCCGCGGCUUCUUCUCGCGGACGAGGCGACGUCCGCGCUGGACACCGCGACGGAGAUUGGCAUCCUGCAGAGCCUGCAGGAGGUGGCGAGCGGACGCACCGCGGUGUUCGUCGCGCAUCGACUGAGCACGGUUCGGAGCUGCGACGUCGUCGUGGUGAUGGAGAACGGGAAAAUCGUCGAGUCGGGCUCGCACGCGGAGUUGAUGCGAGGGAAAGGCACGGGGACGAAAGCGGGGAUGUACGCGUCCAUGUGGGCGUCGCAGCAGGCGGAGAUCGAGAUCGGCAGAGUGGGCGAAGACGCGAAGACGAACGUGGGGGUGUUUUCCGAGAUCGAGACGUGAACGCGACGUCGCGCCGCCGCCUUACUAAGUUGUCGUUACAUUUCUCUAGCUAGAGCCUAAGUUAUUUAUUUACUGUUGAACCUACCC
Molecule: messenger RNA, 2224 nt
Organism: Micromonas pusilla CCMP1545
Lineage: Eukaryota; Viridiplantae; Chlorophyta; Mamiellophyceae; Mamiellales; Mamiellaceae
Product: ATP-binding cassette superfamily
Exons: 8
Coding region: 284-2137 (617 amino acids)
Biological process (GO): transmembrane transport; intracellular iron ion homeostasis
Cellular component (GO): mitochondrial inner membrane
Molecular function (GO): ATP binding; ABC-type transporter activity; ATP hydrolysis activity
Source: RefSeq, a predicted model, not a curated record